Messenger RNA from Phytophthora sojae, 1986 nucleotides. RefSeq lists its product as hypothetical. The coding region runs from base 1 to 1986 and encodes 661 amino acids. Gene Ontology annotation, biological process: protein phosphorylation. The record is from RefSeq and is a predicted model, not a curated record. Gene Ontology annotation, molecular function: protein kinase activity; ATP binding. The transcript has a single exon. NCBI's taxonomy places the organism in Eukaryota, Oomycota, Peronosporomycetes, Peronosporales, Peronosporaceae.
AUGCGAGCUUCAGCUCUCGUAUCAAUAACUAUUCUUGCGGCCGGCUCGACCUCCACCUCGGCCCAAGACUACACCAUCACCUUCCGAAGCGUGGAAGAGGCUUUCCCAUCACCUUCACCGACCAACGACUCGUCCUUCGUCUUCGAUGGCACCAACUCGGACAUCGCCCAGCAGCUCUACAUCCGCCACCAGGCCGGUGACGUCGAAGCCGCGCUCGAACUCAACUUCAUCCCGGCGUUCGUGGCCAAAAGACUCGACCCGCUCUUCAUCAGCUUCAAGGACCUCCCCGGACUCGUCCAACGCGCGCUACUCUGGGACUCUGGCUUCGCUAUCUCGCCCGACAACGACCCAGUGCAGAUCUGGACCAUGGAGAACUACACGAUGGCCAACAUCUCCGUGCCUCAACAAGACAUCGCCGAAGUUAACUGCACAAUGCUCGAGUGUCCGCAACCAAACAGCGAGCCCGCUUACUCCAGUCAAUACUGCACGGGCAGUCAGAUCCUCAACGUGUCGCGCUGUGUAGCCGAUACAUUCGAAGACUCCGGAGCGUCAGGUUACCUCGGAGUAAUGUGGUCAACGGGUGGGAGCGCCAACAUGACUCCACUUAUUCGGCUGAGAGAUCACUCGUGGGUAGAGCCCACUACGGGGGACGCCUACGAACUCUACGCUAUCCACACAGAAUCGAGCGCUGACGAUCCGACCUGGAACCAGUGCCCCGCUAACGGAGGAUACUCAUCGCUGGUUGUUCCUUGCCACAAGCGAAGCGAGUUCACGGAUAAAGAUAUCGCUGCCAUGACUAAACCAGCGGGCAGUAACUGGGUGACGAAUUGGCUGAGGGAGGAGUUCGCAGUGAAGAAGCCUCGUUUCAACAAACUGCUAUUGAUCCCGAUCAUUCUAGGCUCUCUGGUGACAGUCGCUGCUGGUGCUUUCGUUGGAGUGUACUUGAAGCGGAGAGCAAAAAGGAGGAACGGCGAAGUACCCGACGACUACGAAGCGUUUCAACACCAUUACGUCGCUGGGGAGUCCUACGACGCAGUGACGUCUCCAGUCAUGAGCACCGACCCAAGCUACGCAUUUUCUAGCUCCAGUCGCGCUGAAAACUACGAAAGCGUCGGCUCGAACCAAACCUUCAGGAUCCUGCUGCACAGUCCGCACCUCCACGGAAAUCGGAUUCCCUACGACAACCUCGUCUUCGAGUCCAAAUUGUCACGAGGUGGGUCAGGAGUAGUUUGGCUUUGCAAGUACGGAGGCCAGCAAGUCGCGGCCAAGAAGCUCCUGCUGACCCGAGGGGUGAAGGCGGACGACGUGCAGUCGUUCGCAGAGGAGAUCGAGCUGACCGCCAGCCUCGUGCACCCGUACAUCGUCAAGUUCAUCGGCGUGGCGUGGAACAACCUGACCAACCUGUCCAUGGUCAUCGAGUACGUGCCCAACGGGAACCUCCGGGACUACUUGGAGAAGAACAUCCGCAUCCUCUCGUGGGCCAGAGACAAGAUCCACAUCGCAAUCGCGAUCGCCGAGGCGCUCGAGUAUCUGCACAGUCGCACACCGGGGGUCAUCCACCGCGACCUCAAGUUCAACAACAUUCUACUGACCAAGCAUCUGGAACCCAAGCUCACGGAUUUCGGCGUCAGUCGAAACAUGAUCGACAGUACCAUGACGUCGGGGGUGGGGACGCCCUACUGGACAGCGCCCGAGAUCUUGGAGGGCGAUCGGUACACGGAGAAGUCGGACAUCUACUCGUUCGGUGUGGUGCUCUCGGAACUGGACACGGGUAGAAUCCCCUACUCUGACGCGGUGAUGGAGGACGGCAGCAAGGUAAGACCAUUCCACAUUUUGCAGGAAGUCAUGGCGGGCGCCAUGCGUCCAAAUUUCUCUCGAGACUGCCCUCCUCGUAUCCAGCGGAUUGGCGCGGCGUGCUUAUCCCUCGACCCUCGGAAACGACCCACAGCACGGGAGCUCGUACUGGAGCUCCUGGGUAAGUAUUAG